Molecule: messenger RNA, 854 nt
Organism: Bufo gargarizans (Asiatic toad)
Lineage: Eukaryota; Metazoa; Chordata; Amphibia; Anura; Bufonidae
Gene: POLR3K
Product: RNA polymerase III subunit K
Biological process (GO): termination of RNA polymerase III transcription; DNA-templated transcription
Cellular component (GO): RNA polymerase III complex
Molecular function (GO): nucleic acid binding; zinc ion binding; DNA-directed RNA polymerase activity
Source: RefSeq, a predicted model, not a curated record
UUGCUGUGUGAGAACAUGCUGCUCUUCUGCCCAACCUGUGGCAAUGUGCUGAUUGUGGAGGAAGGGCAGAAAUGCUACAGGUUCGCCUGCAAUACCUGCCCCUAUGUGCACAAUAUUAAUCGCAAGGUAACCAGCAGAAAAUACACCAAACUCAAGGAGGUUGAUGAUGUUCUGGGAGGCUCUGCAGCGUGGGAAAACGUGGACUCGACUGCAGAACCUUGUCCAAAAUGCGAGCAUCCUAGAGCUUAUUUUAUGCAGAUUCAGACCAGAUCAGCUGAUGAGCCAAUGACUACAUUUUACAAGUGUUGCAAUGCACAGUGUGGCCACCGAUGGAGAGAUUGAUCCCUUUGUUUUGUCCAUGUACUUUGUUUAAUUACAUUAAUAUUGCCGUGUGAUGUUAUGUAAUUAUUUCUUUAGAUUGUGAGAAUAAGAGGUUUACCGAAAGUUUAAUAUUGAUGGUGUAUCCUCAGGAUAGGUCAUCAAUAUAUGAUGACAGCACGGCGGCCUCCUCACCGUAUACCAAGUACAGCACUGUACAUUGUAUAGCACCUUGGUUCUCAGGGCAGGCCCAUUAACUUGAAUGGGACUGAGCUCCACUUAGACCAUGUAACCAAUGAACGUGACAUGACUGGCCUAGAAAUAGGCUGCAAGCCUCAUCUGAGUGUCAGUCUUUUCAAACAGCAGAUUGGCAGGGGGGCUGGGAGUUGGACCCCCACCAAUCAGAUAUCUUGAGGAUGGGCCAUCAAUAUGAAACUCCCAGAUCAUCCCCUUUAAGAGUCUAUAUUCAUUUAGAAGUGUCAUAUCUUCAAUGUUGUCCCAUGAACAGAUACAAUAAAAUAUUUACAAAAAUGUGA